AUGGAAUCGAUUGCGCCGACAAGAUACAACUACAAAGGUCCCGAGAACGAUUCAUAUAGAAGUGCUCCGAAAAAAAAGGAUUACUUUUUCGAUGAUCUGGCGGAAUACAUUAUUGUCGACAAGGAUGAAAACGACCACGUGCCAAGCAACAAGUUCCAAACAGGGCACACUUGGACCAAAGAUCACACUCCAGUGCAAAGCGAACGUACUGCUUGUAUAGUCAAUAACGACAAAAGGGUUGAGGCAAGUACCAUUAAGAAACUUGGCACUAAUGAGACUGGGGAAGAUGAAAUCAAAUACGAAUGGAAACCUGGAUUCUGCCUCCAAUUGGGUUCACAAGGUAGGAAGGCGAUGCUACAGUUGUUAAGGAAUGUUUACAAAGAGAAUAAAAAAUUCAAGCAUAUCUUUGAGAAGAUGAACCCACCCACCACCAUAAGCAACUUACCAUUCUUCAAAAUAUCUAUGUUGUGGGAACUGGCAUAUCAAUUGGAAGUAUUUGACGAGGCGAUUAAGAUCCAUAAAACUUAUGGCAAGGUCAGAUCAAAGGCACACGAUGCCAAUGGCACAAACACGGGCGUUCAUAAAAGCCCUAAAGGCAGACAGAUACGAAGCGUGGAUUACAUGAACGAGCUCUACCAUGGUAAGAUUGAGGGUGAUGGACGUUACUGUCGCAGCCGAAGCGACGGACUCCAACACCUUAAGAGGAAAAUGGAACGACUGCUAGCUUCCAAUAAAGUUACGCCAGAACAAUUUGCCAAGUUCAUGGGAUCGUACAAACAAAAGAUGACCUUUGUUGAUGUUCUUAAGGAACGCAUGGAUGAAAACAAGCGUGGGUCUCAGAGACAACAGAAUAACGUGUACGACUACCUCAAUACAUAUCAAUGUAACACUUUGGAUUGCGCCAUAAUGCCGCACUGA
This is a messenger RNA of Babesia sp. Xinjiang, 918 nucleotides long. RefSeq lists its product as uncharacterized. The transcript is spliced from 2 exons. NCBI's taxonomy places the organism in Eukaryota, Apicomplexa, Aconoidasida, Piroplasmida, Babesiidae. The record is from RefSeq and is a predicted model, not a curated record. The coding region runs from base 1 to 918 and encodes 305 amino acids.